Molecule: messenger RNA, 1740 nt
Organism: Rhododendron vialii
Lineage: Eukaryota; Viridiplantae; Streptophyta; Magnoliopsida; Ericales; Ericaceae
Exons: 11
Coding region: 217-1404 (395 amino acids)
Molecular function (GO): ATP binding; ATP hydrolysis activity
Source: RefSeq, a predicted model, not a curated record
GGACUCCGUUUGCAUGACAGGUCAACAAACAAAAUAUAGUCUGUAUUUCCAGCACACUCUCCUCUCUCUCUGUUUUUUUUUUUUUUUGAUCCGCCUCUCUCUCUGUUUCGGUUUGCCUUUGUAGUGCGGAGAGAGUGCGGAGAGAGAGAGAGAGAGAGGGGAAUAUCUUGCAGAUCUCUCUUUUCUUUUCUCCUUCCUCUCCAAGCUGUUCUAGUAAUGGCGGACGAACCUUCUAUCACUCGCUGGUCCUUCAUGUUUGGAAGAAAAAAAGCCCCCGAGGAAAAAGAGGACGUAGCAAACGGUCAAGCUGCUGUCAACUCUUCCAGUGUAACAGCAAGUGGAAGUGGGCAUGUGAAGAAAACACCAGAGUUGGCUAUUUAUGAACAGUAUCGGAAUCAGGAUCAAGGGAGCACAGCCCACUACAAUGGGAUAUCGUCUGCCGGACUAGUUGAAAAACCGCAAAGAUCUCUAUUUCCUCCUUUUGAGUCAGCAGAAAUGCGUACCUUAGGAGAGAGUUUAAGUAGGGAUAUCAUUCGUGGGAAUCCAGAUGUGAAAUGGGAAAGCAUAAAGGGGUUAGAGAAUGCCAAACGUCUACUUAAAGAAGCAGUUGUCAUGCCAAUAAAAUAUCCCAAGUACUUUACCGGUCUUCUAUCGCCAUGGAAAGGUAUCCUACUUUUUGGCCCUCCAGGAACGGGAAAGACUAUGCUUGCAAAGGCUGUUGCAACCGAGUGCAAUACCACCUUUUUUAAUAUUUCAGCAUCAUCUAUAGUCAGCAAAUGGCGUGGUGAUUCAGAGAAGUUAGUGAAAGUUUUAUUUGAGCUUGCUAGGCAUCACGCACCUUCUACAAUAUUUCUUGAUGAAAUAGAUGCAAUCAUUACUCAACGUGGUGAAGGACGUAGUGAGCAUGAAGCAAGCAGGCGUUUGAAAACUGAACUACUUAUUCAGAUGGAUGGUUUGACCCGCACAGAUGACCUUGUUUUUGUUUUGGCGGCAACAAACCUCCCUUGGGAACUAGAUGCAGCCAUGCUCCGGCGCCUUGAGAAACGGAUUCUUGUACCUCUUCCGGAGCCAGAAGCAAGAAGAGCCAUGUUUGAGGAACUAUUGCCAUCACCUUCUGAUGAGGAGAAGCUUCCCUAUGAUUUAUUGGUGGAGAAGACUGAAGGCUAUUCAGGUUCCGACAUUCGACUAGUGUGCAAAGAAACUGCCAUGCAGCCCCUGAGACGGUUAAUGUCUGUUCUUGAAGAAAGCCACGAAGUGGUGCCUGAGGAUGACCUGCCCAAGGUCGGACCAAUCAAACCAGAAGAUAUUGAGGUAGCUUUGAAAAACACGAGGCCCUCUGCGCAUCUCCAUGCUCACCGGUACGAUAAGUUCAAUACCGACUACGGCAGUCAACUCCUCCAAUGAUGGCACACCUGUGUCAUUAACUGUCAAAAUUCAUCUUUAGACAGACCUCAUUUUUUGGCAUUGCAAGUCUUGAAUGUUAUAGCAAGCCCAGAUGAUGUUCAAAUUUCCUUAUUUGUUUUUGUUCUCUGACUCCGUGAAUAGGUGGAUUCCCCAACUUUAGUUUUCCUGGUGUUAGGGGAAAUUGUUGUGUCGUAUCCUUUGAUUUGAGAAAAGAAUAGUCUUAGCCAUUGAAAGAGAAUCAUGUUAAAAGAAAUAUUGAAAACCAACCAAACCAAUGCGAUUCACCCUGGGUUUUGACAAUUUGAUAGUGAUGACGAUCUCCUAAUUUUGACAUCA